AUGGAUGAAGAAGCCACGCUAUUAGCCACGCCAUUGGUCCCCGCCGAUGUGGCUAAGCGGUUCCUCCUCAUGUCGGUGGCGGUUGCCGUGGUCGGGAUAGUAACGGCAGAUCUUGGAAUGAUUAUCCCUACCGCGUUAACCGCUACACUAGCCAUUGCCAGUCGGUACCCUCGGUCCUCAUCAGCCAGUGCCCUCCUUGUUGUGGGCUUCCCUUUCCUUUCCAUUGUGGGUAUAUUGGCUACCGUAUGGUGGACUCGAGCGUUCUGGUGUGUGUUUGUGUGCUUAGCUGUGUACUGCCUUGAGAUGACUCGGUUGGAAGCUCGCUCCUCUCCCCAGCGCCACGGCACCUCCACCUUCUUGCCAACGUAA
This is a messenger RNA of Diutina rugosa, 369 nucleotides long. RefSeq lists its product as uncharacterized. The record is from RefSeq and is a predicted model, not a curated record. Bases 1 to 369 code for a protein of 122 amino acids. The transcript has a single exon. Lineage: Eukaryota; Fungi; Ascomycota; Pichiomycetes; Serinales; Debaryomycetaceae.